Messenger RNA from Cotesia congregata, 1563 nucleotides. Lineage: Eukaryota; Metazoa; Arthropoda; Insecta; Hymenoptera; Braconidae. The record is from the annotation of a GenBank genome assembly.
AUGAGUAGUACUUUAUCGAUGUACGAUGGAUUGGAACCAGAUGUACCGACAAAUAAUUCAACCACCCUUAGCACCGGAGGUACUGAUGGAGUCGGUGGAGCAGGAGAUUCAUUUCGACAAUUUUUGGAGAGAGAUUUGAUCGAGGGAGGCUGCUUGACGUCUCUAGAGGCAGCAGGAAGAUUAAAUUGGUGGUGCGGUGGCAAGAACAGCAGUAGCGUUAGGGUUCUCUGGCCAUUAGCAACCACUGGAGAUGGAAAUUGCUUACUCCAUGCUGCGUCGUUAGGAAUGUGGGGCUUCCAUGAUCGUCUGUUGACUCUAAGGGAUGCUUUACACAAUACUCUGUCUAAAGGCGAAUACAAGGACGCAUUGUUCAGACGAUGGAAAUGGAGGCAGAUGGGGUUGAAUGCCGCCGCGGGGUUGGCGUAUACGGAAACCGAGUGGUUAACUGAAUGGCAAAGCAUUGUGGAAAUGGCAUCUGCGAAUCCACGAUCGCAGACCGCAACUUCUUAUCAGAGUCUUGAGGAGGUUCAUGUCCUUGCACUGGCGCAUGUUUUGCGCAGACCAAUAAUCGUAAUUGCGGAAACUAUGCUCCGUGAUUGUGAAGGGGUGGCCUUGGCACCAAUUCCUUUUGGUGGAGUAUAUCUUCCACUUCAAGUUUCCCCAGCAAAGUGUCACCGGACGCCCCUGCUUUUAGCUUACCACUCAGCUCAUUUCUCUCCUUUGGUAACUGUCGACUGUGGUAAUGAGUUUGCUGCAAGUGCAAACGGAAUUGGUGAUACCACGGGCGUUAGUAUACCUCUUGUCGAUCCUGAUACUGGGCAAUUACUUCCUGUCUUAUUCGCCGUUGACCCUGGCCCAGACUGGGAUUGGACCGCUUCUCAAGAUCUCCUUCUUUGUCAUCAAGAUACUAUGGAGAUUCUUAUCAGAGAUUACUUAGACUGUGAAUAUCAAACACUAACAACAGAAGAUCUGGACAGACUUUCAGACACUGAUGGAUCGCUGACUGGUAAAAGCAAAGCUGCUAAACAGCUACUGGGUGUCGCUAAGCAGUUUGGGUCAAUCGGGAAGUCAAUGAGUAAAAAACUCUGGUCUUCAAUGGCCAAGAGACCCAAGAGUCCUCCGACUUCGGCGUUGGCUGGACUGACUACCGAAGGUGUUCUGUGUGUUAAACUUAAAAGCCACCGGCAUCAGUAUGUUGAUCAGAUGCUACAAAAUUAUCUCCAGUGCGCUCACUCAAGAUACUUGGAGAUGCAGAAAGACGCCUCAGGGACUGAAAUAAAUUAUGGGGCUGGCAAAUCAAAAUUUUAUACUGUCAGUGACAGUAACAGCCAUGCUAGUGUCAGUAAGCUACAACCAAAAAAUACGAAUAAAGAUCGUACUCUAUAUUUAUCAAGGUCAACAUUUUACAACAACAUAACAGCGCCAGAACCGAGAGAAUACAAUGAAUUCAAAAGGAACAGCGGUUCUGUCAGAGAAUGUCUCACUGAAGAUUGUCCAUUUUUCGGAUCGCCUGAAAAUGACUAUUACUGUUCAAAAUGCUGGGCGAACAAUAGCCAACGAUGA